ACUCGAGUGCUUGCUACAGUACAGCGGAAUGUUAUGGGGGGAACCAGCGUAUAUCUCACGGCCAACCACUUCGCCCGGACUGAGAGCAUCUGACACUCCGACGGGGAUAUUAAUGAGGAAGUUCAUUUAGCGGCAAGAUGAGCCUUAUAGCAGAUCAAAGAAACUAGGUCAGUUUCUGAAGAAAUGGCACGUCACUUUUGUUUCUAUCAAGGUUUAUAGCCUGAGCCCACUAGUACAGGUGUAAACAAGCUGCGCCCCCAAAGAACGUGACGUCAUGAAGCCCGGCCCCCCGCGACGAGUUUUCCGGAAACUUUUCACAUGGGGCGUGUCCUCGCGCAACCAAUACCAUUCCUUGUGUGUCAACAUUAUCCUACAUAAUCGAUUACUUAUCGAAUUUUCGUUAUCAAGCGAAAACAUAUCAAACUGCCAAUUAAACCAUUACAUGAAUGGUGUAUAAAUAUGAGAGCUUCCCCUCAGCCUCAGUAGUUUGUCACCGACAGUAUAGAGGACUCUGCUAUAUCUCUGCCUCGAAACCCGCUUUACUUCACCAUAUACACACACGCUCAAGGCACGUUGCGCUUCGGACAUUCUCUGACCACAAUGGGAUCCCUUCCAGCUCUGCUUAUUGCGUCUCUUAUGAUAACACAUUGUGUGACCGGACUUAUUCUACUUAAACCAGGUGCCGAUACGCAUGAUUUACUUGAUUAUGAAGAAUUCCCCGAUUCGGAACUAUUUGACACUCUGGUUGACAUGAGCAAAUCAGAUUUGUCAGCAAACAGGUACCGCCUGCAGGUGCGUCCCUUUGAACCCAACGACGUCAGCUAUGAUGAUGACGAUUACUACGACGACCACGACAUCUAUGAAGAAGGGGACGUGAUGAUGACGCCUCCAGCGGAUGUACCAGCCUUUUCAGACAGUUAUGCGGCUUACGACAACGUCGACGAUGACAACGUCGCCACUGCAUUGACGUCACUACAUCGUCGUGGGAAACGCUCCGUCGUGGACCAGGUGGAUGCCAAAGUGGAAGUGUUGGUCGUGGUUGACAACGCCAUCUACCAGCACUACGUGGAGAAGACUCGUACCCAGCGGGAAGCCCUGGCUAUGCUGAGGAGCUACUAUGGGAUGGUGUUCGCCAUGGUUGACCAAAGAUUUAAAACCAUCGCGGACCCCGAGUUAUCCAUUGCAGUCAAGAUCUCUGGAAUACUCGUGUCAGAGUCGAGGCAGGAUUCCGCAUGGCUCGAGUAUCUAGUACAGUGGUCCCGACGUCGGGAUGAGGGAAGAGUCAAUGCACAUAAAGCCCUAAAGUAUUUCAUCAAAUGGCUGAAGGACCAGAAGAACCUGCCCAAAUAUGACCACGCCAUGGCCUUCACAGGGUAUCACCUGGUUAAUAAAGCCAGCAUCGACCUCGGAGGUAUGGCCUAUGUUAGUUCAGUCUGCAACACCCGUGACGGCAACUCCGCAUCUAUGGUCGCAGACCCAGGGGACUUCCAGGUCGUCAAGGUCGCCGCCCACGAGCUGGCACAUAGCCUGGGAGCCAGCCACGACGGGGAUAAGGAAAACAAGGACUGUCCUCCCGAGGACAACUUCAUCAUGGCGCCCCAGACUACCAGUGAGCACAAUAAACUCAAGAAUGCAUUCUACUUCUCCCCGUGCUCCGUCCGACAGAUGAAGAAACUCCUCGGGUCAGAACAGGCGGCAUGCGUGCGGGACACCCCGACCGUCUACUACGAGUACAACCUGCAGAGACUACCCCCGGGACAAAAAUACUCAGCUGAUCAACAGUGUAAACUUAUAUUUGGCAAAAAAUCAGAAUUCUGCGGGACUAAGAACCUGAAGAUGGUCAUGUGUGGUCAGCUGUGGUGCAAGGACCCGGAGAAUGGACUCACCUGCCGCACCCACUCGUACCUCACAGCGCUGCCAGGAACCACGUGUCGGGAGGGCAAGGUGUGUCAUCUAGGUGUUUGCCAAACAAAUCCAUACGGACGACGCCCAACUGGUAGAAUGCAGAUAUCUAGAACACCGUCACAGACCAACCGUCGUCAGAGUACCAACCGAAGAACGUCCAGAUUGAGACGGCCAGGCAACCGUCAGGGUCGCAGACGUCAGAACAACAGCAGACGACAACUCAGCAGGAUUUCCGGCGGAAGAAGGGGCCGCAACAGGGGACGAUCGUCAAAACAGAGAGGACAAUGCCUUGCCGACCAGAACAAAACAUAUUGCGAGGGGCUGAUAAAAGUCAACCCGCGCGUCUGUCGCCGCAGAGCCGUGAGGAAGUACUGUUGUCAGACAUGCGUAUUCAGACGACGGAGACUUUAAAGACGAGAUGUUGGUUUUCAUGUGGAGUGCGUUUCAUACAGACCAAAUUGUCGAAACGACUUUGUGCAUAACAUCCAAUCAAUGCGCGAUAGUUUUAUUAAUGACAUCUGAACAUGUUUGCUUGCUCGUACAACCUGUACAUUACUUGAAGAAAUCUGCUAGGAUACCCGAUAAGGAACAGCUUGAAUAUCCGCGUUUCCAUUCACUACUAGAGCACGGCUUGUAGACCGGAAGUGCAACAGCAGAAGUAGACAGGUUUCCAGUUGCUAGGCAUUCUCGGGACACCAGUGCGCAGAACCGCUAUCGCCCGCAGAUAGUCCAGAUUGACAUGUGCACAAGAAGCUGUGCGAUCAUUUUACAAAACUCCAUGACACCAAUUUAAAAGUUUUUAAUGUUUCCUUGGGUAAUACAAAAGCACAUAGCCCCAUGAUAAUCUAUAUUACUGAAUGCUUACUUCAAGUGCGUAAAGAACACGAAGCAUUGUUUGGACUUAAAGUGCGACGAACAACCAAAUAAUAUCCUAAAACUAACCUUAAAAUUAAUUCAAACUGCUUUCCACUGCCUUUACAUUGAACAAGAAUCUUUGUUCAUUCUAUUUAAUGACAUCGUGAAGAAUAAUGUUGAUAUGAAGAACAUCUCUCAGAAUGUACGAAAGUCUUCAAUUACUGUUGUUGCUGCUGCUGGCGACUGCUGCUGCCAUCAGUGACUGGCCAGUCUUGUCAAAACAUUCCAUACUGCCUUGUGUUUAUGAUGUGAAUAAUCAUAGAUAUUAUAUUUGUAAAUUAUGUGUGAGAGACCGAGUGAAAGCAGGUGUAAAUUUUUCUUCCGUCCACUUUGUAAGUAUUUAUUUCAGACUGUUUAUUUUGUCUUUAAUACUUUUUAUAUUUUUAAUAUGUGCUGAAAUACUCUGACCAUGUGCAAUAAUUUUUAUCUUGUUUCCAUACUAGUGUCAUUCAUACCAUGUCAAUAAAUUCAUUGUCAGAACUGGU
Molecule: messenger RNA, 3305 nt
Organism: Haliotis rubra (blacklip abalone)
Lineage: Eukaryota; Metazoa; Mollusca; Gastropoda; Lepetellida; Haliotidae
Product: A disintegrin and metalloproteinase with thrombospondin motifs 16-like
Exons: 13
Coding region: 601-2316 (571 amino acids)
Biological process (GO): proteolysis
Molecular function (GO): metalloendopeptidase activity
Source: RefSeq, a predicted model, not a curated record